Messenger RNA from Pelagomonas calceolata, 1026 nucleotides. The record is from the annotation of a GenBank genome assembly. Lineage: Eukaryota; Pelagophyceae; Pelagomonadales; Pelagomonadaceae.
AUGACGCGGGCCGCCUCUUUCCUACUUGUGGCCGCGGCGGCCGCGGCGGGCGCUGCGGCCGACCGCGGCGCGCCGACCCGCCGCUGCGGCUGCCCGCUGCGGCUCGCCGGCGGCAAGCCCCUGGGCGCCAUCGUGCAGCAGAGCCCGACUCGCACGGGCAGCACGAUGACCUACAACAUGCUGACGAAGGCGUUCCCGGGCUGCUCCGUGGAGAAGUCGCACCGAAAGAAGGGCAUGGAGCGCGGGCGUGGGCCGCGGCGCCGAGGACCGAGCCUUUUUUCGCGGAACGUCGACCGCUCGAUUUUCCACGUAUGUCCGCGAGUUUGAGCCGAAACGAACGGUCCCGUACACGACACAGGUCGCAAUAACCCGCGGGCCCAUGACGCCCACCACGAGACCGUCACCGUGUCGACGACGCGGGACCCCUUCGACUCCAUCAUGUCUUAUGCGCUGCUGCGGUCCCCGGUGACACGGGCGACGCCAGCGAAUGUGUCGGUGGGCGAGCUCACGCAGGCGAUCGAGCACUUCGGGGUAUGGGGCGCGGACGACCUCGUGCGGUCGGGCUGUAGGAACGCCACGAACCGCUGGACCUUCCGCUACGAGCACUUCAACGCGCGCCCGAUGGGCAUCUUGGACGUCCUGGAAGAGGCGCUCGACUGCGCCGUGGACGAGGCUACCAGGGGCACUAUUAGGGCGACGGUCGCCAACGCCUCGUGGGUGGUGGCGACGCCCGGCGCAUCUCCACGACCGCACCACAUCUCCGCGACGCUCGGCCAGUCGCACGAGACCGCCAUGCUCCCCUGGCAAGUCGAGCAGCUCUGCAAGGAUGCAUCCGUGGCGCGGUUCCUCGUAACCUGUGGCUACGUCCGACAGCGCGCGAUGUGCGUGGGGGCAGCGCCGGCGCCGACGCGCGCGGCGCCGCGGGGGGGCUCCGCGCGCGCGCCGGCGCGGUCUCGGGCGCGGGUGGCGCGCGGCCGGGCGGGGGCGGGGGCGGCGCGUCGGCCGCGCGCGGCGCCCCGAACGUAG